UGUUGUUGUCAUUGUUAUUGUGGACCAAACUGUUGCCUCUCUUGUUGUAGACCCAGUUGUUGUAGAACCUAUCGUAGACUCUGUUGCUGUAGACCCAAUUGUUGUUGCUUUUGUUGUUGUAGACCCAAUUAUUGUCUCUGUUGUUGUAGAACCUAUUGUAGAUGUAGACUCUGUUGUUGUAGGACCUAUUGUAGACUCUUUUGUUGUAGACCCAAUUGUUGUCUCUUUUGUUGUAGAACCUAUUGUAGAUGUAGACUCUGUUGUUGUAGAACCUAUUGUAGAACCUAUUGUAGAUGUAGAAUUUGUUGUUGUAGAUCCAAUUGUUGUCUCUGUUGUUGUAGAACCUAUUGUUGUCUCUCUUGUUGUAGAACCUAUUGUAGACUCUUUUGUUGUAGACCCAAUUGUUGUCUGUGUUGUUGUAGAACCUAUUGUUGUCUCUCUUGUUGUAGAACCUAUUGUAGACUCUUUUGUUGUAGACCCAAUUGUUGUCUCUGUUGUUGUAGAACCUAUUGUUGUCUCUGUUGUUGUAGAACCUAUUGUAGACUCUUUUGUUGUAGACCCAAUUGUUGUCUCUGUUGUUGUAGGACCUAUCGUCGACUCUGUUGUUGUAGACCCUAUUGUGAACUCAAUUGUUGUUGCUUUUGUUGUUGUAGGCCCAAUUGUUGUCUCUGUGCUUGAAACUUGUGUUUCUCUGCUUGUUGAGGUUGUGCUCGAGUCUGUUGAUUUGACUGUCGUACUCCUUUUCACAGGAACUGUAGAAGUUGAUUCUGAACCGGAGGUUUCCUCGCUGGUUUUGGA
Messenger RNA from Magallana angulata, 798 nucleotides. RefSeq names its product keratin-associated protein 4-3-like. The annotation marks the transcript as partial. The record is from RefSeq and is a predicted model, not a curated record. NCBI's taxonomy places the organism in Eukaryota, Metazoa, Mollusca, Bivalvia, Ostreida, Ostreidae. The transcript is spliced from 2 exons.